Molecule: messenger RNA, 853 nt
Organism: Hyalella azteca
Lineage: Eukaryota; Metazoa; Arthropoda; Malacostraca; Amphipoda; Hyalellidae
Exons: 3
Coding region: 166-543 (125 amino acids)
Source: RefSeq, a predicted model, not a curated record
AACUUGACCUCAUUUGCUGACUGUGUUCGUCGAGAGAGGUUCGCUCCUUGUCACUCCCCCCAGACACUUCAGAAAAAAAAUUAUCUCAUCGAGAAGCCCCGUGAUCCAUCAAUCGGUUCUGUUGGGUCUGAUUCUCUUGUCGUAGAUAAUCUGAAAGGAUACGUCAUGGGGGUAGAGGCGAUCACUAACUCGACUGAUGCGAUCCUCACGAACUUGGAGUCGGGGAUCCAGCAAUUCGCGGUCGACCCUCUCGCUGCCAUCAAAGCCAUCGACUUCCAGACCGUGGCUCUGGUAGGCGUUGGGAUCCUCUUUGUGGUCUUCUUGGUGGAUUUGAUCGCUUAUAUCUUCGCUCUUUAUAAGGGAAACGAGGAAGAGUUCACGCCAUACAGCAGAAGCAUUGCGGUUAUGGCGGCCGAUGCUUGGGACAACAGACGACACAAUGAAAUUGCCCACUAUUAUGAUCCCUACGUCAGGUCCAGAUCCCUGGAAAAUGUCACCCCCGUCCUGGACGCGAUCUCCAGGGCCAUCAAAAUGUGGACGUGAUGGAGGAACUGUGAAUGUGUGGACCAGCAUCAUUUGUUGAUUCUAAGUUUUCCUUAUGAUUUAAAAGUUGACGAUGAGCUAACAUUGUCAUAAUUGAUAUUUAAAACCUCGAAGUCACAUAAAUAAAUUAAAUUUCAGCGUUUUUGAAAUAUUUUCGAAAUUUAUUAUCGUUCUUAAAUGAUAACAUUUGUUGGAAGUUUGCUUAUCUCACUUAAUAAAUUCGAAUAUGCAUGAGAGGGCAUUACGUAAACAGUAUCCGAAUAUUGUAAGAUAAGCUAAGUGAUAAAUAAUCUUAAUUAUAUUAAGUUUU